AUGGCGUCACCGUUGCCAAACCAGCAACCUGGAGAAACUCCCUACCAAGAUGUCAAUGGCGAUUAUGACGAAGACGAGGCCCUCAAAGCUGCUAUCGCAUCAUCUCUAAAGCAGGAAGCAGAAAAGCCCAGAACCUCGGAGCAAAAGCCUACACCCAAAGGCACCAAGUCUCUUGGCCAGGUAGUCAAGGUCGCCGGUCCGGAGUCAUGGUUGCUGGAUAGGAAAAAAAUGGAAGAGGCGCGCCUACAGCGGCUUCGCAAACGAACGGCUGAAGAUGCCUCGCUUGAUGGGCCGCAAGGCAAACGACUGAAAACACCAGCAACACCAGGAACGACUGAUCCAACUAUAUUGAGGCAGGAUGCGUCAGCUUCGAUUUUAAUGGGUGUCACGGCCUCGAAUGGAAAUCAAGUCACGCGCCAAGUACCGGAGCUACGCUUCCCGAGAGGAGUCGUCAAAAGGACGUGGGUGCAUGGUUUUCCGCGCACAAAUGACGACAUCAAGAUUGAAGAAGUCCUUGAGAAGGACAAGCUCGAGCUAGCUGUCGUGUCAUCUUUCCAAUGGGAUGAGCCCUGGUUACUAUCCAAAGUCGACACUGCCAGAACAAGAAUGGUAUUCAUUGCAUAUGCAAAGAACGGUGCCGAGCAAGAGACAUUGAGAGCCAACGUACCGAGCAGCCGAAUCAAACUCUGCUUUCCUCCCAUGUACGGCAUUGGCUGUAUGCACUCGAAGUUGCAACUGUUGAAGUACCCGAAUCACCUGCGCAUUGUUGUGCCAUCUGGUAACCUGGUCCCUUACGACUGGGGAGAGACGGGAGUACUCGAGAACAUGGUUUUUCUUAUUGAUCUCCCACGAAUCGUUCAAGCUUCAGGUGAUGGAGAUGCAAUCCGAGGAAAUGAUGCCGCGGGAGUUUCCUUUGGCACCGAGCUGCGACGCUUCCUUCGGGCACAGGGACUGGACGAAAGUCUGGUCAAGAGCCUCGAUAACUUCGACUUCACUGAGACGGAGCGCUUCCGUUUUAUCCACACCAUUGCUGGAGGUCACACGGACCAACUAUCCGGGGAGACAGGAUACCAUGGUUUGAGCCGUGCCGUGCAUUCAUUGGGCUUGUCAACCGAUAAGCCUAUCACAGUUGACUAUGUGACGUCAUCACUGGGUUCGAUCGAUAAUUCGUUUAUCAAGACGAUAUACACGGCUUGUCAAGGCUCAAACAAAGAUCAAGAUGAUGGAGGAAACCAGCCAAGCCGGCGGAACACCAAGACCGCACUCGAUGCGACAGAUAGCCACAAGGCGCUCGGGGUUAAGAUGCGGAUAUACUUUCCCACGGAAGACACAGUCGCGAAAAGCCGAGGCGGCAAGGCUGCUGGCGGCACAAUCUGUUUCCAAGAGAAGUGGUGGGGCUCUGCAACGUUCCCACGAGAAAUGCUUCGAGAUUCAAUCAGUACAAGACCCGGAGUUCUCAUGCACGACAAAAUCAUCUUUGUGCAGCCCAACAGUACAGGUGGCCAAGACGACCCAGGAGCGGGAUGGGCCUACGUCGGGAGUGCCAACUUGUCGGAAAGCGCGUGGGGUCGACUCACGAAAGAGCGGGGAUCCGGCAGGGCAAAACUCACGUGCCGAAACUGGGAAUGCGGCGUCCUCGUCCCCACUCGGAACACAGGCGAUCGUUCAAGCGGGGGGCUUAGCGGUGCAGGCGAGGCUGGGAAGAUGCUAGAGGCAUUUCGAGGAGCGGUGCCGGUACCCAUGGUAGCACCGUCAAGGGCCUAUGGCGCUUCGUCGAAUGACACGGCUGCUGAUCGACCGUGGCUCUUCAUGAAGCGCUAUUAG
Molecule: messenger RNA, 1824 nt
Organism: Verticillium nonalfalfae
Lineage: Eukaryota; Fungi; Ascomycota; Sordariomycetes; Glomerellales; Plectosphaerellaceae
Exons: 10
Coding region: 1-1824 (607 amino acids)
Biological process (GO): double-strand break repair; single strand break repair
Cellular component (GO): nucleus
Molecular function (GO): single-stranded DNA binding; 3'-tyrosyl-DNA phosphodiesterase activity; double-stranded DNA binding
Source: RefSeq, a predicted model, not a curated record